Messenger RNA from Capra hircus (goat), 2956 nucleotides. RefSeq names its product golgi associated, gamma adaptin ear containing, ARF binding protein 2 (gene GGA2). Lineage: Eukaryota; Metazoa; Chordata; Mammalia; Artiodactyla; Bovidae. The transcript is spliced from 17 exons. The record is from RefSeq and is a predicted model, not a curated record. Gene Ontology annotation, cellular component: trans-Golgi network. Gene Ontology annotation, biological process: vesicle-mediated transport; intracellular protein transport. Gene Ontology annotation, molecular function: phosphatidylinositol binding; small GTPase binding; ubiquitin binding. The coding region runs from base 39 to 1889 and encodes 616 amino acids.
CAGGGGCGGCCGCGGCUUCGGCAGCGGGGGCUGGGCCCAUGGCGACGGCGACGGCGGUGGCGGCGGGGGCCGGCGCCGCGGCGGGAGCUGAGUCGGCCGAGGGCCCCCGGGUGCCGGCAGCGGCGCUGGAGCUGUGGCUCAAUAAAGCCACAGACCCAAGCAUGUCAGAACAGGAUUGGUCAGCUAUCCAGAAUUUCUGUGACCAAGUGAACACUGAUCCCAAUGGCUCAACCCAUGCGCCCUGGCUGCUGGCCCACAAGAUCCAGUCUCCGCAAGAGAAAGAAGCUCUUUAUGCCUUAACGGUGCUGGAGACGUGUGUGAACCACUGUGGGGAGAAGUUCCACAACGAGGUGGCCAAGUUCCGCUUCCUGAACGAGCUCAUCAAAGUGCUGUCCCCAAAGUACCUAGGCUCCUGGAGUACAGAAAAAGUUAAGGGAAGAAUCAUUGAAAUACUCUUCAGUUGGACAGUCUGGUUUCCAGAGGACAUCAAGAUCCGAGAUGCUUAUCAGAUGCUAAAGAAACAAGGUAUAAUAAAGCAAGACCCUAAACUUCCAGUGGAUAAAAUCUUGCCCCCACCUUCUCCCUGGCCCAAGAGCUCCAUCUUUGAUGCUGAUGAAGAAAAGUCAAAGCUUCUGACAAGGCUUCUGAAAAGCAACCAUCCUGAGGAUCUUCAGGCUGCAAACCGGCUGAUCAAGAAUUUGGUCAAGGAGGAACAAGAAAAGUCGGAGAAGGUGUCCAGGAGGGUCAGCGCUGUGGAGGAAGUUCGGAGCCACGUGAAGGUGCUGCAGGAGAUGCUGAGCACGUACCGCAAGCCGGGACAGGCCCCGCCAGACCAGGCGGCCUUGCAGGUCGUGUAUGAGAGGUGUGAAAAGCUGCGGCCCACCCUGUUCCGGCUGGCAAGUGACACCACCGACGACGAUGAGGCACUCGCGGAGAUUCUCCAGGCAAAUGACCUCCUCACCCAGGGAGUUCUGCUGUACAAACAGGUGAUGGAGGGCCGCGUCACCUUUGGGAACACAGUGGCCAGCUCUGUGGAAGACAUACCUGUGUCCAGAGUCUUUCAGAAUCCAACAGGCUGCAUGAAGAACUGCCCCCUGAUUGACUUGGAGGACAGCGGGUCUGAGCAGGCUGGGGCUGUGACGCCGUCUUUACUGCAUCAGGACCUGGCAGCCUUAGGAAUCAGUGAUGCCCCAGUUCCUAGCAAGGUUGCAGGUCAGAAUUGCUGUCAGGAGAAGAAGAACCCCACCACCAGCACGCUACCAGCUGGCGGUGCUCAGAGCCCUUCUACAGAAGGGAACUUGCUGGACCUCCUCUCCCCACAGCCGCCUCCAGGAUCUCGGAAUUAUAUUCCACAGAAAAGUAUCCCCAAGGAAGUACCACCAGGUACCAAAUCCUCACCAGGUUGGUCCUGGGAGGCCGGCCCAUUGGCUCCUUCCCCAUCUUCCCAGAACACUCCUCUGGCUCAAGUGUUUGUCCCUUUGGAGUCUGUUAAGCCCAGCAGCCUGCCGCCUCUUAUCGUGUACGACCGGAAUGGAUUCAGAAUUCUGCUCCACUUUUCUCAGACUGGAGCUCCCGGCCACCCAGAGGUGCAGGUGCUCCUGUUGACCAUGAUGAGCACGGCCACCCAGCCCGUCUGGGACAUCAUGUUUCAAGUGGCUGUGCCAAAGUCAAUGAGAGUGAAACUGCAGCCGGCGUCCAGCUCUAAGCUUCCUGCUUUCAGUCCUUUGACACCUCCAGCUGUGAUCUCUCAGAUGCUGCUGCUGGACAAUCCACACAAAGAGCCCAUCCGGUUACGGUAUAAGCUGACAUUCAACCAGGGUGGACAGCCUUUCAGCGAAGUAGGAGAAGUGAAAGAUUUUCCUGACCUGGCAGUCUUGGGUGCAGCCUGACUCCUCCCAGGACAGAUCCUGCCAUUCAAGCUUAGGCCAGUGUUCCUUUGCUGUCUAGAUAGGACUGAUCAUGGUGAUUUAGUGCAGAGUGCCAAGAGUUCUGUCCUGACAUCAGGCUCUGGAUGCCAGCCUCUGACUUAUUCUGCAGGUGUGUGUGUGUGGGUGUGUGGGUGUGUGGGUGGGUGUGGGUGUGUGUGGGUGUGUGGGUGGGUGGGUGGGUGUGUGUGGGUGUGUGGGUGUGGGUGUGUGUGUGUGUGUGUGUUUGUAGGGGGAGGGAUGAAGGCAGUGUGGGAAAUGCUAAAACAUUUCUGAUAACCAUCUGCUACGGUCAUGUCUGGUUUUGCAUGUUGGUAGACACUGAUGUCCCUGCCUCAGGUUGGAGGUUUUAUAAGCCAAAGUUGUCACUGUUGUUUUCCAUGUAUUAUUACCUUUUCAUUCAUCCACUCUGUGCCUUGUCAGCCUCUGAAAGUCUUGGUUGCUCCCAGGCUGCUGUUCUCAGGGACGCGUAAGGGACCUGGUUGGUUCUUGGGGCAGAGUGUCUUCUGGGAUGCUCUCUUCCAAGAGGGACCUCAUCUCCACUUCCAUUAGCAAAUGCUGCUUGCAUGUGUCCAGGAAGAUCUUCUGAAUGGGAUGCUUGUUGCACUGUGUCCUAGGCGAGGGGUUGCCGCUCGACCAGAGGACCGCGCUUGGUGGGCCAGUCAUGUCCUUUACCACUGUGCCUUAGAAUCGCCCAUAGAUGGACCCUUCAGGGCAGAGGGGAAAGCAGAUCCCAGGCCUUCUUCAGGCCUCAGGUUCCAUGGGCUGGGCAGCCUGUCUGGACCCUUCCUCAGGACCCUCAUCUCCAUCCUCCUCCUCUUUCUCUGCAACCAUUUACCCGGAACUCUUUGAUGGUGGCACCAUGCCAGUCGUUGUAAGUCAUAACUGACAGGUUCACCCUGGCCUGUUGACUUCACAAUCCACGGUGAAGAACUGUGAUGCAGAUGAGAUAAGAAAAGAGUUUAGCAAUGAUUCAAGUGGUGACUAAAUCUAGAAAGUCGUUAUCGAAUAAAUAACCUGUGUAACAAAUA